Messenger RNA from Glycine soja, 2350 nucleotides. RefSeq lists its product as uncharacterized. Gene Ontology annotation, molecular function: protein binding. NCBI's taxonomy places the organism in Eukaryota, Viridiplantae, Streptophyta, Magnoliopsida, Fabales, Fabaceae. The record is from RefSeq and is a predicted model, not a curated record. Gene Ontology annotation, biological process: cell surface receptor signaling pathway. The transcript has a single exon. The coding region runs from base 105 to 2072 and encodes 655 amino acids.
UUGACUUGGUAAAAUAAAAUCUCCUCAGCCACCGCAUAAAGGCAUUCGCAUCCUUCUCCCGAAAUUAAGAAAGCCAAACAAAGCCCAUUCGAUUUUUUGAUCCGAUGGGUGACAUAGUGAAGCAAAUAUUGGCGAAGCCGAUCCAGCUGGCGGACCAAGUAACCAAAGCCGCCGACGAGGCCAGCUCCUUCAAGCAGGAAUGCGGCGACCUCAAGUCCAAGACGGAGAAGCUGGCGGCGCUGCUCCGUCAGGCGGCGCGUGCGAGUUCCGAACUCUACGAGCGUCCCACGCGCCGCAUCAUCGACGAAACCGAACAAGUCCUCGACAAGGCCCUCGCCCUGGUCCUGAGGUGCCGCGGCAACGCCCUCAUGAAGCGCGUCUUCACGCUCAACCCGGGAGCCGCGUUCCGCAAGGUCUCCUUGCUCCUCGAGAACUCCACCGGCGACGUCUCCUGGCUCCUCCGCGUCUCCGCCGGCGACGGAGGCGGCGACUACAUCGGCGGGCUCCCUCCUAUCGCGGCGAACGACCCGAUCCUCUGCCUCAUCUGGGAGCAGAUCGCCGUCCUCCACACGGGCUCGGCGGAGGACCGGUCCGACGCGGCCGCGCAGCUGGUCUCGCUGGCCAGCAGCAGCGACCGCUACGGGAAGCUGAUAAUCGAAGAAGGCGGGGUGGGCCCACUUCUGAAGCUUCUGAAGGAAGGAAAACCCGAAGGGCAGGAACACGCGGCACGUGCCAUCGGGGUUCUGGGGCGUGACCCCGAGAGCGUUGAGCACGUGAUCCACGUGGGCGCGUGCUCCGUCUUUGCGAAGAUCCUCAAAGAAGGUCCUAUGAAAGUGCAAGCUGUCGUGGCCUGGGCCGUGUCGGAACUCGCCGCCAAUUACCCCAAGUGUCAGGACCUUUUCGCCCAGCACAACAUCAUAAGGCUACUCGUCGGUCACCUCGCUUUCGAAACCGUCGAGGAGCACAGUAAGUACACCAUUGUCAGCACCAAACCCACUUCCAUCCACGCCCUCGUCAUCGCCAGCACCAAUAACGUCAAGAUGGAAGAUCCAUUUCUCGACAACCAAAACAAAGCACGAAUGCCACAUCCCUUGGGUGAAAGACCACGAAAUCUCCAUAGAGUAAUUACUAGCACAAUCGCAAUGCACGCUGCCACCAAACACGGAAACGAAUCAAAUCCCAAGACCAAUGGAGUUGGUAAUGAUGCCAAGCAAGGAAAUCAGGAUCAGAAUCAGAAUCACCAGCCAAACUAUUCACAUUCGGGGAUAAACAUGAAAGGAAGGGAUCAUGAGGAUCCUAAGACUAAGGCUAACAUGAAGGAAAUGGCAGCGAGGGCUCUCUGGCAAUUAGCGAAAGGAAACUCGCCAAUUUGUCGUAGCAUUACUGAAUCAAGAGCACUGCUCUGUUUCGCUGUUCUUCUUGAAAAAGGAACGGAGGCUGUGCAGUACAAUUCGGCUAUGGCGGUGAUGGAGAUUACAGCAGUGGCAGAGAAAGAUGCUGAAUUAAGGAAAUCCGCGUUUAAGCCCAACUCUCCUGCUUGCAAAGCCGUUGUUGAUCAAGUGGUGAAGAUAAUAGAGAAAGCGGAUUCGGAGCUUUUGAUUCCGUGCAUAAAGACGAUUGGGAAUCUGGCGAGGACCUUCAAGGCGACGGAGACAAGGAUGAUAGGGCCAUUGGUGAAGCUUCUUGACGAAAGGGAAGCGGAGGUGUCAAGGGAAGCGUCGAUUGCGCUCACGAAAUUCGCGUGCACGGAGAACUACCUUCACGUGGAUCACUCCAAGGCGAUUAUAAUCGCCGGCGGGGCCAAGCACUUGAUUCAGCUGGUGUAUUUUGGAGGGGAAGAGAUGGUUCAGAUUCCAGCGCUGGUUCUGCUCUCCUACAUUGCAAUGCACGUCCCUGAUAGCGAGGAACUUGCUCAGGCUGAGGUGCUUGGAGUCAUUGAAUGGGCCUCCAAGCAAUCCUCCAUUGCUAAUGACCAAGCAAUCGAGGCCUUGUUGUUGGAGUCCAAGACCAAGUUGGACCUUUACCAGUCUAGAGGUCCUAGAGGAUUCCAUAAAUUGCAUUUGCAUCAGUAGGAUCAUUCUAAUUUGUAAAGGUUCUUCUUUUUUCUUUCUUUUUUUUUUCAUUCAUUUUUGUUCUUUCAUUCACUUCGCUGUGUAUACAAUCGAUUCACUUGUUCAAUUGUCCCGAUAAUAUUGUUUUUCCUCAUCCAUCUGUUCUAGUGUUCUACACCUCCUUCCUCUCCCUGUUACUCUAUACUCUACAAAGGUUGAAUUGCAUGCUCAACAGACCCUGUAUGUAUGAUUUCUGAUAAUAUUUUCAUGACACAAUUUUUAUUCAAAUGUUGAUAUAA